Molecule: messenger RNA, 6462 nt
Organism: Podarcis raffonei (Aeolian wall lizard)
Lineage: Eukaryota; Metazoa; Chordata; Lepidosauria; Squamata; Lacertidae
Gene: ADAMTS5
Product: ADAM metallopeptidase with thrombospondin type 1 motif 5
Exons: 8
Coding region: 709-3492 (927 amino acids)
Biological process (GO): proteolysis; extracellular matrix organization
Molecular function (GO): zinc ion binding; metalloendopeptidase activity
Source: RefSeq, a predicted model, not a curated record
GGUGUCUGAUUAAACGAGAAGGAAGUGUGGGAGUGGAGGCUGCGAAGCUCUCCCUUUAAGAGGCAGCCUGCAAUGACGAAUUGUUGAAAUUGCCAUUGCAGGAUGGCAUUCCACUAUAAAUUCAUUGUUCCACCUCCUCUCAUCUUCACAGCUCUCGCUCUUCUCCUCUUGUUCACAUCGGCGGACUGGGGAUAACGCCGCCGCCGCCAAACACCCAUUAAACUCGGAGAGGGAGGAGGGGGAACCUUGAGAAUCUGGGACCUUUCUCCCACCCCCUGGCCGGCAAGGGAGGGCUUGUUUUCUCCUACCUCUCUCUGUCUCACACACAUUCACUCACUCACUCUUUCUGCCGUCCGCCUCUCCAAACCAACUCAUCAACCCAAAAAACAAGGGGACGGAGGAAGCCGGCGAGAGCCUCGGAGCUGUGCCAGAGCCGACCUCGCUCCCGUCGGAUGACUCGGUGGCCGAGAGAGCGAGCGAGACAGAGCGAGGCGCAAAGUCCCAACUUCGCCGAUGCCUCCUGGCUGCUGCGAGAGCCGCGUCUCCCUCCCACCGAUGCGCUCUUGACUCGUCCGGCGAAGACUUCUCCAGCCUUUUGUUUUCCACCAGCCUGUCCCGUUCGCGCCCCGAUCUGCCCGAUCUCCCGCCCGGAUCGCCGACCCGGCAAUCGAUUAUCCGUCUGCUGCUGCUGCUGCUGCGGAGCCCACCAUGCUGCUGAAGUUGCCUUGCCCUCCGCUGCCGGCGCUGCUGCUGCUUGCAAGCUUGCAAGCGGCUGCCUCGGCCGUCGGAGUUUCCCCGGCAACUUCAGCACCUGCCUAUGAUAAAGCUGUGCAGCUCUCCAAAGCAGCAGCAGCAGCGCCGCCGCCGGGCGCUGCGCCCCCCUUCUUCGUCCCGGAGCAGCAACAGCAGCCACGCGGGUCCAGCGGCCUCGUGGAGCGCGUGGACCAGACGUACUCGGGGGGCGGCAAGGUGGGCUACGUCCUGUACGCCGGCGGGCAGCGCUUCCUGUUGGACCUGGAGAAGGACGCGCUGCUGGGCUCCGCGGAGCAGCUGCUCCAGGGCAAGGGGCGCUGCUACUACCGCGGAACCGUGGACGGUAGCGCGCAGUCCUUGGCCGUCUUCGACCUUUGCGGCGGCUUGGACGGCUACUUCGCGGUCAAGCACGCCCGCUACACGGUGAAGCCGCUGCGUCUGGCAGACGACGGCGGGAAAGGGGCCGAGGAGGAGGAGGAGGAGCCCGCCCGGGAGCGCAUCUACGACGGGGAGUCCGCGCGGGUGGCGCACCUCUUCUCCAAGGAGCACUUCAGCUUCCAAACGGUGCCUUCUCGGCCCAGCUGCGAGACGCGCGGCUCGCCCAAGGUGCCCUUUCUGGACCAGAAGAGGCUGGGCCUGCGGCAGGAGGAGACGGAUUUCACCACCAGGGCGGCGCUGUCGGGAAACUUCUCCCCGCCGGCCAGCCUCCGAAGCAGAAAACGGCGCUCCAUCUCGCGGGCCAGGCAGGUGGAGCUUCUGCUGGUGGCCGACGACUCCAUGGCCAAGAAGUACGGCAAGGGUCUCCAUCACUACCUGUUGACCUUGGCCACCAUUGCCUCCCGCCUCUAUGGACACGCCAGUAUUGAGAACCACAUCCGCCUGGCGGUGGUGAAGGUGGUGGUGCUGGGGGACAAGGAGAAGGGCUUGGAGGUGAACAAGAACGCAGCCACCACCCUCAAGAACUUCUGCAAGUGGCAGCACCAGCACAACCAACUGGACGACCAACACGAGGAACAUUACGACGCUGCCAUCCUCUUCACCCGUGAGGAUUUAUGUGGGCACCAUUCAUGUGAUACUCUGGGAAUGGCUGACGUUGGAACCAUAUGCUCUCCUGAGCGCAGCUGUGCAGUGAUUGAAGAUGACGGCCUCCAUGCGGCUUUUACGGUGGCUCACGAAAUUGGACAUCUCCUUGGACUUUCCCAUGACGACUCCAAAUUCUGUGAGGAGAACUUUGGUUCCAUGGAAGAUAAGAGGCUUAUGUCUUCCAUCUUAACAAGCAUUGAUGCUUCUAAACCCUGGUCCAAAUGCACUUCAGCAACAAUAACAGAAUUUCUGGAUGAUGGCCAUGGUAACUGUUUACUGGAUCAACCACGAAAACAGAUCUUGGGCCCUGAGGAGCUUCCAGGACAAACAUAUGAUGCCAUUCGUCAAUGCAAGCUGGCAUUUGGGUCUGAAUACACAGUGUGUCCUGGAAUGGAUGUGUGCUCUCGUCUGUGGUGUGCGGUUGUUCGCCAAGGUCAGAUGGUGUGUUUGACCAAAAAACUCCCUGCUGUGGAGGGGACGCCAUGCGGAAAAGGAAGGAUCUGCCUUCAGGGGAAAUGUGUUGAUAAAACGAAGAAAAAAUAUUACUCGGCUUCAAACCAUGGGAACUGGGGUUCCUGGGGACCAUGGGGACAGUGCUCUCGCACAUGUGGUGGAGGUGUUCAGUUUGCAUAUCGUCACUGCAAUAACCCUGCACCUAGAAACAAUGGCCGGUAUUGCACAGGAAAGAGGGCAAUCUACCGCUCCUGUAAUGUCCUGCCGUGUCCUGCCAAUGCUAAAGCUUUUCGCCAGGAACAAUGUGAAGCAAGAAACGGUUACCAGUCCGAUGCAAAAGGUGUCAAAACCUUUGUAGAAUGGGUCCCCAAGUAUGCAGGAGUGCUGCCGGGAGAUGUUUGCAAGCUCACUUGUCGAGCCAAAGGAACUGGCUACUAUGUAGUUUUCUCUCAAAAGGUGACUGAUGGAACGGAAUGCAGGCCGUACAGUAAUUCAGUCUGUGUCCGCGGCAAAUGCGUGAGAACAGGAUGUGAUGGCAUUAUUGGCUCAAAGCUGCAGUAUGAUAAAUGUGGAAUCUGUGGCGGAGACAAUUCCAGCUGCACAAAAAUUAUGGGAACCUUUAAUAAAAAAAGUAAGGGCUACACAGAUAUUGUGAAAAUACCAGAAGGAGCAACACACAUCAAAAUCCGACAGUUCAAAGCAAAAGACCAGAGUAGAUUCACAGCUUACUUGGCCCUGAAAAAGAAAAAUGGUGAGUACCUUGUCAAUGGGAAAUACAUGAUCUCAACCUCAGAAACCAUCAUUGACCUCAACGGAACUGUCAUGAACUAUAGUGGCUGGAGUCACAAGGACGAUUUCUUGCAUGCAAUGGGACAUACAGGCACGAAGGAGAUCCUAAUUGUACAGAUUCUUGCAACUGACCCAACUAAACCAUUGGACAUCCGUUACAGUUUUUAUGUGCCAAAGAAGCCAACCCAAAUGACAAACUCUGUCACCAGCAACAGCAGCAGUAACAAACUGGCAACGCCGCUCACCCAACCCCAGUGGGUGACUGGACCGUGGCUUUCUUGCUCUCGAACAUGUGACACAGGCUGGCACACAAGAACUGUCCAGUGCAAAGACAGAAAUGAAAAAUUAGCUAAAGGGUGUCAUCUGUCUCAAAGACCUUCAGCAUUCAAGCAAUGCUUGCUCAAAAAAUGUUAACCUGUGGUUCCGUCAACUUCUUAAAAAGGAGCCUCAUUAAGUCGUAGUUGACACUUUGACAUAAGGUCUACCCCGGCACAGAGAAAAGCCAACACUUCAAUAUGCUUUCAUGUUGUCUCAAAUUAUGGGCAGAAUCUGCCUAUUUGGACCAAAUGAAGAUAUGCACUGCUCUGAGUCACAGUGAGGUGAUCUUGAUAUGUCAAAGGCACUAAACAUUAGUCGCUACAAGCCCUUUGUAUCUGCAAAUAAGAAGAGGAUAAACCAGUGAAUCAUCUCCCUUAUCUCACCUACCUCUAACACAGUAUGUCCUUAGACAACUUGUCAUACUUACCCACGAUACCACAAUAGCUUUUUUAUACUAUUUGUAAAUAUCUCUGCUUUGGUAUGUCACUUUAUAAUCACUUGAUCAUCUUGUGGAAGAACAAAGGCCUUUCUAUACAACACAAGUGAUUGACCAAAGUAUGUCUGCAGCCAUUGAGGACUCCACAUUUUCAAAAAUGGCUGCGGAUAUUUUACUGGAAAGUUAAAGAGCUUGCUGCUUUAUUUAAAAAAAAAAAAAGAUUUAAUUUUUGACAAAAGGAAAUGCAUUUCCAUCCUAGGAAUUUCCUGACAAGACUUUAGUUCUGUAUUAAUGCCUUUCUAACCAGAUAUUCUCAUACAAGUGGACCUCUGCAGCAAAAAGAGAGAAAGAGAAAGAGCUGCUAGUAUGUAUCUUGAAAAUGUAAAAAGGGGGGCAUACUUAAUUCUGUUUUAGCAAGUGAGAGGGUCAUGAUCCAGUCCCAUAUGUGCAUCCUUCCACGUGCAGGGAGACAAUGUGAAGGAAUUCUACAUGUGAGAGCAGCACAUAUAAGAGAGUUUGGUGAGGCACUGGAUCACGCCUUCACUGUCUCAAAUAUUCUGAUACCUAUUCACAUCUUUCUUUUAUUAGUUUCACAGUGGCUUCUACUGGAAAUCUAACAAUGUAGUGAAUUUGUUAUCUACUGAAGAAGCUAUGAAGAAAUCAAAAUACAUAGCAUAGGUUUCUUGCAUGUAGCAAUGUAUUGUCUAAUACUUCUAAUUUUGGGAUGCAUUUUUACCACUCGGACAACACCAAUCCCAAUGCACAGGCUCAGUUAUGAACCAAGAUAUAUUGUGCACGAACUGUCCCAUUGUUGUGAUGGAGCAUGUGCAAUCUUCUGCACAUGUGGCUUGGGCCACUCCAUUGAAUUCUUUCAGGUGCACCUCAAAACUCCCAUACAAUUGGGGGUGCCCAUGCACAAUUUGUUUUAAUUAGUUAAUUUUAAAACAAAAAAACAAAACUAUAAAAUAUAUUUAUUUUUUGUGACAUUGCAUAUUUUUGUAGAUUAAGGCUGCAAUCCUAUACCCACUUACUUGGGAGUAAGCCCCAUUGAGUAUAAUGGGACUAGCUUCUGAGAAAAUAUGUACAGUAUAGCUCAGCAAGGGCCACAAGAAGUGAUAGCUAUAGUCAGUGCUUUUUGGGGGGGACCCAGGGGUACACAUACCCCUAAACAUUUUGUGAAUAUAAGUUUAGCCUCAUUGAGGGGCAGUAUUUCAAUAUGAGUAGGAAAAUGAGAGUAUCCCUAAACAUUUAUUUUAGAGGAAAAAAAGCACUGGCUAUAGUCAAUAUUCUGAAGAGUAUUUCCACCAAUAAAAGGGUGCAAUUUUUUCCAGGGCAUAGGCAAAUAAAUUUUCCAUUUUAGAAAGGUAACAUAAAUACCUCGAUCUGAAAUGUGAUGAAAUUAAUUGAAUUUUGGAUGAUGUUUAUAUAAUAUGGAAAAUAUAUAUAUGGGUAUAAAAUCUCAGUAAAAGAAGAUUGCCCCUCUGUUCCUAGUGCCUUCCACAAAUAUUGCAAGUAUGGAUAAUUCUUGAUUUUCCAUUGCAAUUUAGUUUUAGAUUUCAGGGGAGUCAGGACUAUAUCUGAAAGUACCCAAGUUUAAUUUUGAUCUAAAGUAUUUGCACUCCAGCACCAGUUCUGAUGUUGUUCUGGAACAGUGGUUAGAAUGCACCAUUCUAAGCAUUUAUUUUAUAAUGUAGGAUGUUUUAGGGUGAAUAGAUUGUUAAACCACUCCCAUUUAUAUAGGCCAGGAGGAGGAAACCCUGUGGCCCUCUAGAAAACUAUGUGUUUGCAUUCCUGUUGGCACUCCAGAACCUGUGGCAUUUCAGACAUCUUUCACCAUCCCUGAACAUUGGACAUAUGAACUAGGCCUGAUCAGGUUUGGAGUCCAACAACAUCGGGAGGGCUAUAGGUUGCCAACACCUGAUACAAGUCCUGUUUACAGCUAUUUCAUUGGAGUACAGUAGUACUCCCAUUCAUAAGUAAUAGCCUGACUUGAUAAGACAUUAUCAUCAAUGAUGAUUGACAACUGCACUUUCACAUCCAAGUCAGACUGAUGCCCAUUAGGACUGGUAGUGCAGAAGGCAGGGAGACCAACAGUAGAUAGAGACAGAGCCAACAUCAGCCGGAACCAGAGCCAAUGACUGGCGGAGCCAAUGAAUUCUCAGUAUGUCUCUAGUCUCUUCUCUGUUGCAUUAUAAAAUGGCAACACCAAAACUAGCAAGGAGGAAGCUGGCAGCAGCAGCACCCGCUGGACUGAUUGUAGGAAGGCAGGCAUGGUCCUAAUUGCCCUAAAAGACCAGCCAAACAGAUAUGGCUUUGAAGAAUGUAGGUCCAUUUACUAGGUACAUAAUAUGUUGAUCCAAACAAACAGGUGUUUCCAGAAAACACAUCGAUCGAUUAAAACAGCUGUUCUCCAGCACUGUUCUAGCAUAUGUAAUUACGCAUAGCUAGUUGUGGCAAAAUAUGGAUAGGGUUGUGCAUCCAGAUGUAGAUAAAAAAGUGCAUCCCAUCUGUAGCAUUGCAAGGUGAAUUAGCAACAUCCACAUUCAAAUGCACGCCUCCUUUUUAUACCUGUGAUUCCUGUCCAGAGAAAGAGUGCCACAUAUGAAAUACACUUCUGCAGAAUGCUUCCA